Arabidopsis thaliana (thale cress) is the source of this 1904-nucleotide messenger RNA. It is a transcript of the gene PTAC14, whose product is annotated as plastid transcriptionally active 14. The transcript has 12 exons. Gene Ontology annotation, cellular component: chloroplast thylakoid. The record is from RefSeq and is marked reviewed. The coding region runs from base 98 to 1549 and encodes 483 amino acids. NCBI's taxonomy places the organism in Eukaryota, Viridiplantae, Streptophyta, Magnoliopsida, Brassicales, Brassicaceae.
CAAAUAAAUUAUAUCGUAAACUAAGAGUUAAAAUCUUGAAAACAAAGGAUAACGAUCUUCGUCUCCCUCUGCUAAACCCAUUUUCUUCUGUUGAGGAAUGGCUUCUUCAGUCUCUCUUCAGUUCCUGACCAACACCUUUAUCUCCAAACCUCAGGGUUUCUGCAACGGAAUUGUGUCAGCACCAAGACCCAGAAGCAAUUUAUUAAGAGACAGACAAAAUGGUGUACGACCCAUCAAAGUUGCGUCUAUUGAGACACAACCUUUCCCUCUGUUUCAAUCUCCUGCUUCCGAAGAAUCUUCCUCGUCCGAGCUGGAGACAGCAGAUCCGGAUUUCUACAAAAUUGGCUAUGUUCGAAGUGUGAGAGCUUAUGGAGUUGAGUUUAAAGAAGGUCCAGAUGGUUUUGGUGUCUAUGCUUCUAAGGAUAUCGAACCUCGCCGUCGAGCUAGAGUGAUUAUGGAGAUUCCUCUUGAACUGAUGAUAACCAUUAGACAGAAGCACCCUUGGAUGUUUUUCCCUGAUAUUGUACCAAUUGGUCAUCCUAUUUUCGAUAUCAUUAACUCGACUGAUCCUGAGAUUGAUUGGGAUAUCAGAUUAGCGUGUCUUCUGUUAUUCUCUUUUGAUCGAGAUGAUCACUUCUGGCGGCUCUAUGGCGAUUUCCUGCCGGCUGCUGAUGAGUGCAGCAGCUUGCUUUUAGCUACAGAGGAAGACCUUGCGGAGCUUCAAGAUCCUGAUCUUGUUUCAACUAUCAGACAACAACAGAAACGAAUCCUAGAUUUUUGGGAAAAGAAUUGGCAUUCAGGUGUUCCUCUCAAAAUCAAAAGGCUUGCCGAGGAUCCAGAAAGAUUCAUAUGGGCGGUUAGUAUGGCACAGACACGAUGCAUCAGUAUGCAAACUAGGGUCGGUGCUUUGGUUCAGGAAUUAAAUAUGAUGAUUCCUUAUGCUGACAUGCUAAACCACUCAUUUGAACCAAACUGUUUCCUACAUUGGCGUCCUAAAGAUCGCAUGCUGGAGGUUAUGUCAAAUGCUGGUCAAGACAUUAAGAAAGGCGAAGAGAUGACGAUUAAUUACAUGCCAGGCCAGAAAAACAACAUGCUUAUGGAAAGAUACGGCUUCUCAACUCCUGUGAAUCCGUGGGAUGCUAUAAAGUUCUCUGGAGAUUCUCGCAUCCAUUUAAAUUCCUUUUUAUCGGUCUUCAAUAUUUAUGGUCUUCCUGAAGAAUAUUACCAUGACAGCGAGUUAUCGAGGGGCGAUACUUUUGUUGAUGGAGCAGUUAUCGCUGCAGCAAGAACAUUACCUACUUGGUCAGACAUAGAUCUUCCUCCAAUACCGAGUGCGGAAAGAAAAGCAGUUAAAGAAUUGCAAGAUGAAUGUCGAAAGAUGCUUGCGGAAUAUCCCACAACAGCAGAGCAAGACCAGAAGUUGCUAGAUUCAAUGUCAGAAGCAAGGACAACAUUUGCAACAGCGGUUAAGUAUAGAAUGCACAGAAAGAUGUUCAUCGGAAAAAUUAUCAAGGCACUUGACAUCUAUCAAGAACGGUUACUCUAUUGAUUCAAGCAAAAAAUAAUUAUGAGCUGAGUGAGAUUCAUACUUGGUGCUCACUCCCUUGAGCUACUUAGAAACUGCACCAUGUAAUUGAAAGGUUCCUGUUUUUUUUUUUGUUUAGUGUAAGGUUAUGUAUUUGUAUGGAACAGUUAGACUAAGUGUGUUAGUUUGUUUUAAUCGCAAUCACAAACAAAUCAUAACCUCUUCUUUUCUUGGCUGCUUUAAUGAGUUUGAUUAGCCAACAAACGCUUUGGAAUCAUCUGUGUUUUUUUUUUCUCUUUUGAUUAAUUCAUGUUCAUGUUUUUAGUCCCUAAGCAUGAUUAGUGUCUCAAAUGUUUUAGGGUAAUUGUGUCUCUUACGC